GCCCCGGCCCCGGCCCCGCCGAAUGCAUGAGGUUGAUGCUCCUCUGCUGCACCUGGAGGGAAGAACGUAUGGGAGAGGAGGAAGGAAGUGACCUGCCCGUGUGUUCAAGCUGUGGCCAGAGCAUCUAUGACGGGCAGUACCUCCAGGCCCUGAAUGCUGACUGGCACUCGGACUGCUUCAGGUGCUGCGAGUGCGGCGCCUCCCUCUCCCACCAGUACUAUGAAAAGGACGGGCAGCUGUACUGUAAGAAGGACUACUGGGCCCGCUACGGAGAAUCCUGCCAUGGCUGCUCCGAGCAGAUCACCAAAGGGCUGGUCAUGGUGGCAGGGGACCAGAAGUACCAUCCGGAAUGCUUCAUCUGCCUCACAUGUGGGGCAUUCAUUGGGGACGGGGACACCUAUGCCCUGGUGGAACGAUCCAAGCUCUACUGCGGACAUUGCUAUUACCAAAUGGUAGUGACUCCGGUCAUCGAGCAGAUCCUGCCUGACUCACCGGGGUCCCGCCUCCCGCAUACGGUCACCUUGGUGUCCAUCCCAGCCUCCGCUGAUGGCAAACGAGGGCUCUCUGUGUCCAUCGACCCCCCCUAUGGCCAGCAUGGCGGCGGCUCUGAGCACUCCCAUACUGUUCGCGUUCGGGGAGUGGACCCAGAUUGUAUCAGCCCAGACGUGAAGAACUCCAUCCACAUUGGAGACAGAAUCCUAGAAAUCAAUGGUACUCCCAUCCGGAACGUCCCUUUGGAUGAGAUCGACCUGCUGAUCCAAGAGACCAGCCGCCUUCUCCAGUUGACCAUUGAGCAUGACCCCCAUGACGUCCUGGCUCAUGGCACGGCUCCAGAGGCCAGCCCUCUGGCAGAUCUGCGAAGCCCACUGUGUUCCCCAGCCAGAACACCCACCACAGAAGCGGGGGGGCCCGUCCGGCAGAGACCUGUCCUGAGAAGCUGCAGCAUCGACAAGUCACCCUGUGGCAGCUCCCUGAGUUCCCCAGCCUCCCAGCGGAAGGACCUGGGCCGUUCUGAGUCCCUUCGAAUUGUCUCCCGCACCCACCGCAUCUUCCGGCCCUCUGACCUCAUUCAUGGGGAAGUGCUGGGGAAGGGCUGUUUCGGACAAGCCAUCAAGGUGACUCACCGGGAGACCGGCGAGGUGAUGGUGAUGAAGGAGCUCAUCCGAUUCGAUGAGGAGACGCAGAGGACGUUUCUCAAAGAGGUGAAGGUCAUGCGGUGUCUGGAGCACCCCAACGUGCUCAAGUUCAUCGGCGUGCUCUACAAGGACAAGCGGCUGAACUUCAUCACCGAGUACAUCAAGGGCGGCACCCUGCGGGGCAUCAUCAAGAGCAUGGACAGCCAGUACCCGUGGAGCCAGCGGGUCAGCUUUGCCAAGGACAUCGCCUCUGGAAUGGCCUAUCUGCACUCCAUGAACAUCAUCCACAGAGACCUGAAUUCCCACAACUGCCUGGUGCGAGAGAACAAAAACGUGGUCGUGGCCGACUUCGGGCUGGCGCGGCUCAUGGUGGACGAGAAGAGCCAGCCCGACCAGCUGCAGAGCCUGAAGAAGCCCGACCGGAAGAAGCGCUAUACCGUGGUGGGGAACCCCUACUGGAUGGCGCCCGAGAUGAUCAAUGGGCACAGCUAUGACGAGAAGGUGGACGUCUUUUCCUUUGGCAUUGUCCUCUGCGAGAUCAUCGGCCGCGUGAACGCCGACCCCGACUACCUUCCCCGCACGAUGGACUUUGGUCUCAACGUCCGAGGCUUCCUGGAUCGGUACUGCCCCCCCAACUGCCCGCCGAGCUUCUUCCCCAUCACCGUGCGCUGCUGUGACCUCGACCCCGAGAAGAGGCCGUCUUUUGUGAAGCUGGAGCAGUGGCUCGAGACCCUCCGCAUGCACCUGGACAUCCCUCCCCUGGGGCCACAGCUGGAACAGCUGGAGAAAGGGUUCUGGGAGACGCACCGGCGGGGCGAGAGCGGGCUGCCCAUGCACCCGGAGGUCCCCGACUGAGCCGCCCGCACGGCCCUCGCCCUCCUGGCCCCUCCGGCGCGGGAGUCCCCGUGUCAGACGGCAUCAGCAUCCGCUAACACCGACAGCAGAGC
Antechinus flavipes (yellow-footed antechinus) is the source of this 2083-nucleotide messenger RNA. It is a transcript of the gene LIMK1, whose product is annotated as LIM domain kinase 1. Gene Ontology annotation, molecular function: ATP binding; protein serine/threonine kinase activity; protein binding. Gene Ontology annotation, biological process: actin cytoskeleton organization; protein phosphorylation; positive regulation of stress fiber assembly. The record is from RefSeq and is a predicted model, not a curated record. Gene Ontology annotation, cellular component: nucleus; neuron projection; cytoplasm. NCBI's taxonomy places the organism in Eukaryota, Metazoa, Chordata, Mammalia, Dasyuromorphia, Dasyuridae.